Aspergillus brunneoviolaceus CBS 621.78 is the source of this 546-nucleotide messenger RNA. RefSeq lists its product as uncharacterized. The record is from RefSeq and is a predicted model, not a curated record. The transcript has a single exon. The coding region runs from base 151 to 480 and encodes 109 amino acids. Lineage: Eukaryota; Fungi; Ascomycota; Eurotiomycetes; Eurotiales; Aspergillaceae.
CAAUGGAAAACCGGGAGGAAAUGCGGGGUUAUAACAUAACCACUUCUGCUGAGGCAAAAGGCUUAUUCCUUAUCCUGGUCUUUGCCGAUUCUUCUUCCACUUCUGAAAAGUCUCGUGCUUGUAGUGUCUGGUACGAUUGCAGCAGGGCUGAUGAUAGUCUGCUCUGUAAGGUGCAGGGCUGGAUUUACUCUGGUUGACUGUACUUGGAUCGCAUUGCUUCUCUGUCCUUCUAUCUAUCUGGACACUGAAUCCAGAGAAUGCGCCCCCAGUGCAGGCUGCGGAGAAGUGUUGGUCCCUCGGCUCCCUCCGGAAGUUAUGUAUAUGCUACAGCAUCCCUGGGUGCAACGCACGCCAGGAUGCAUGCAUUAUUCAGCUCCUGGGGUUCGGUCGGAUGAGCUGUUUGGAAUUGUGAUUUCGUCUUUGUGGGAUAUGCACAGCAGUGCCAGGAAUGCAAGCGGACAGGAUGUACAGCACAAGUAGGUGCGCCACGAGCCGAGGCUGAGAGGUAAAAGGCUUCCCCGAGCGGGACUCGGGAGGGAAAGCGCU